Messenger RNA from Cydia amplana, 510 nucleotides. RefSeq lists its product as uncharacterized. The transcript has 5 exons. NCBI's taxonomy places the organism in Eukaryota, Metazoa, Arthropoda, Insecta, Lepidoptera, Tortricidae. The record is from RefSeq and is a predicted model, not a curated record. The coding region runs from base 1 to 510 and encodes 169 amino acids.
AUGACGACCAGGGACCAAGAGACAGAUACACACCAAUCUGAGACGGACGGCGAAACUGUAGAAGAAUACAGCACGAAGCCUGAAUCAGAAGUCGCAGUAGCCCCGCGUGCCCCAUCGCCCCGCACCGUCCUAUAUAACCUCGCUGAGAUCCUCGCUCGAAAUAGCCCCAUGAACGAGAACAAUAGCGAAACAAAUAAUAAGAAAUCUACGCCCGAAUCUAAUGUUUCUAGUGAGACGAAUGAUAUUUUGCGGGAAUUGGUGCUAGAAUUGAAACGUAGCAACGAGUUGAAAGCUGAACAUAAUUGUCAUCUGAAGGACAUUUUACAACAACUAAAGACCCCAACAUGCACGCACGCAAGCCAACACACAGAUGUUCCGACGCCAAUAGAUGUCAGUCAAACAGAUACUAUCGACGUACUGGACGUUCAGAAACAAGAAGAUACCUUAUAUCAUGUUACUGAGGACCAGUGUAAUGGGGUAGCUAACGAUGAGGCUGUUAAAUUCUUCUAA